AUUUUGACUUUCAGCCUCCGCGGAAAUAGCCUAUUCCAGCCGGCUGCCGGCGGCCGAGGCACGAGGCGUCAAAAGGCUUGGGCUCUCUAUCCACCCGGCCGCUAUCCCUCUUUGGGAGUUUCCCUUAGCAAAUCUGACGUAAACGCCGAGAGAGAGCCACGAACACAGUUGACGGUUGGCUCGUUUGGAGCAAAACAUUUAGUCACAGGUUGACCCUUCCUGCCCUUUUCGAAGCUGGGAGCUCGCUCGUGGCACCAUGGCUUUGUAUGGCAACAUACCGCUUAAUAAAGAUGGAUUCUUCGUCAGCCAUGCGAUCGUCCAGGGUUUUGCCCGCUCUUUCCAUUGUGUGACUGGUGUUGCUCCUCCCAGAAAUUCCUCCCUCCAGUCUCACGUCUUAAAACUCCACGAGUACUCCAGAUGCCAUGAAAAGAAUAUCAGAUCGACCUUUUCACCAUCCAGUUCACUGACAUCGCAGCCAAGAUGUCCUUCAUCCGCUCACCCUCCAACACGCACGUAACCCGAAAACCACCCACCGAGAAGCCAAGGUCGUCAUGGUCAACACUCCACUUCGAUGUUGACGCCCACGUCAACCCGUUCUUUCCUUCCUCAUUCCUGCCCCGCUUUCCCCGGGCCGUGGCGCACUUCCUCGGGUACCGCACCCCUCAUCCUCCAGCGGCGCAUCCGAAGCCACCACUGGGCAAUAUUCCCAUGAUAUUCUGGGCCGUGGUGGGGAUAUUCAGCAGCUUGGCCUUGAUCGGGGCUGUAGGGCAGGAGAUUCCGGCGUUUGGGGAGAAGGGGGUGCCGGUUAUCAUUGGGAGUUUUGGUGCUGCCGCCGUGUUAGACUUUUACGCAAUCGAGUCGCCGCUUGCCCAGCCCCGCAACGCCAUCCUCGGUCAGAUAUUAGCUAGUAUCACGGGGAUUAUCGUUUGUAAACUGUUCGCCUUGCUGGGGCCUGAGGAGUUUGAGCGUGUUCGAUGGCUGGGAGGGGCGCUGUCAUGCGGUCUCGCCACGGCGGUUAUGGCCCUGACGGGAACGGUGCACCCGCCUGCUGGAGCCACGGCUCUGAUGGCAGUGGUGGAUGAUGAUGUGAGCAGGCUGGGGUGGUAUGUGUUGGUGCCUGUCUCACUGGGGUGUGGCCUCAUGCUGAUAGUAGCCCUGCUUGUUAACAACAUCCAGCGGAGGUUUCCAUUCUACUGGUGGUCACCUAGUGAGACGGGGUUGUUCUGGAACCAAGCGGCGAGACGAGAGCAACAGAGACAAAAAGAAGAGGAAAGCAGGCCAAGGCUGGAAAAACCUGGGGCAUCGGCCACCAGCAGCACUGAUUCUGAAAGAGGGAUGGGGGAGGAUGCCGAGGUGGUUAUCAAACGUGGGGAGGUCAUAAUACCCGAGGGGAUCACAUUGCGGCCUGAGGAGGUGCUGUGGUUGGAGACCAUCAGUCAACGGUUAUGA
Messenger RNA from Podospora pseudocomata, 1449 nucleotides. RefSeq lists its product as uncharacterized. Lineage: Eukaryota; Fungi; Ascomycota; Sordariomycetes; Sordariales; Podosporaceae. The record is from RefSeq and is a predicted model, not a curated record. The transcript has 2 exons. Bases 481 to 1449 code for a protein of 322 amino acids.